AUGUCCAAUCCCCUCAAGUCUUCUAACAGCGCUUCUCCCUUCAUCAAAAGAGAGCAAUUGAGAAGAGAUUUCUUGAAGUCGAGACUGCGGAAAAAUGGGACCCCAAAGCCUUUUGUCAAGAAAGAAGACCCGGACUCAUACGACGAACGCACGAGCAGGCUCUUGAAUGGUGGGGAAAAUGGAAACGGUAGUAUUUCGGGUGCUCACCCAGGAAUCAAACGGGAAAAGGCAGAUCCAAGCCAGUACAACGAGUUUCCGUUAAGAGCAGUUUCUCACGAACAUCUUGAGAAUAUAAGAACCCACAUUCUCAAGUUUCAGAGUAAGAAAAAAAUCGAGCCGGCAAAGGACUUGCACCUUCCUGUCAGACUGCACCGUAAAGACACAAGAAACCUGCAAUUCCAAUUGACAAGAGCAGAAAUCGUGCAACGGCAGAAAGAAAUCGCAGAAUACAAACGUAAAGCGGACACUGAAAGAACUAAUGGAAACGCGGGACCCAGUGGUACAGGAACGAACACUCCAGCACCCACAGAUUCGGGAGCUGUCACUUCUGCUGCCCCUUCAACUGCAGCAGCAUCGCAAACGGACACACCGGUUGGAACACCGGCUCAAACGCCUGUGCAGACGGAGGCUAAAGAGGAAGCAAAUUCUAUGGACAUAACGGAAGGUAGCAGUCAAGCCGAAAACUCGAAAAAGACGCCCGCGCCGCCUGUCACAAGGCUGGAAGAUGCUGGAGUAGCAGAUGAUCCAACCAAAGUUGGAAGAGUGAAGUAUGACGGAAAAGAAACGCCAGUAAUGGCCGAUGGCAAAGAAGAUCCGUUUGCAGACGUAGCUCCCGACGGUGGUGGUCGUUUCAAAAGGGGAAACGUCAAAAGAAAGACAAGGUCCUUGAAACUGCUGGAUGAGAACGCCAAACGGUUGAGAUUUGAAGAAUUUUACCCGUGGGUCUUGGAAGAUUUUGAUGGUCUUAACACAUGGGUGGGAUCAUACGAAGCGGGGAAUUCGGACUCUUAUGUUCUUCUCAGCGUCGAGAACGAUGGAAGUUUUACAAUGAUCCCAGCUGACAAAGUGUACAAGUUCACCGCUAGAAACAAAUAUGCUACGCUAACUAUUGAUGAAGCUGAAAAACGCAUGGAGAAAAAUGGGAAAGGCAUCCCACGUUGGCUCAUGAAGCAUUUGGACGAUAUUGGAACGACCACUACGAGAUAUGAUAGAACACAGAGAAGGCUACGAGCAGUAGAUGCUCGUCAAGGGGGCGAAGACGAUAGGGAUGAUAAUUCGGAAGUAGAACUAGAUUUUGAUGAAGAGUUUGCAGACGACGAAGAGGCUCCAAUUAUUGAUGGAGAUGAAAAGGAAAACAAAGAGUCCGAGCAAAGAAUCAAAAAAGAGAUGCUGCAAGCCAAUGCUAUGGGAUUACGAGACGAAGAUCAAGAUGAAGUUGAUGAUCUUUUCGGGGAGAAAAAGAUUGACGAUGAAGGUGAAAGAACUAUGAAAGCCCUUCAAAAAUCGGACAUGGCUGCACUGUACGAAUCAGAUGAUGAGUCGAAGCUAAACCCUUACUUGUCUGAAUCGGAGGCUGACCCAGAAGAAGAAAAGGAGAAAGAGGAAGAUCAAGACAACGGGAAGUCCAGCAGGAAGAACUCACCAAGAAAGAAGUCACCGAGAAGCUCCCUUCUGGGUCCUCGCAUACACGUUAAAAGCAUCAAAAAUUUCCAGGUAGUACUCAAGGCUGAAAAGUCUGUUUUGAAGAGUUUUCCUGAAGGAAUUUGGAAUCCUCACAUCAAAUCUGAACGCUCUAGUGCCCCAGUUGGCGAUGUCUCUUCACCUGUUGUGAAAGUGGAGGGGAGCGUCGAAGAUCCAGACUUCUUGACAGAAAAGGACAUUAUCAAUGUUGUAUCGGGCCGCAAAAUGAAUCUGAAGCAGUUGAUCAAAGAGCUAAAGGAAAAAGUAGCAAGACAUCCUUCCAACAAAGAAAGAAUGAAGCACUUGGUAAAAAAGCUCGUCAAGCUUAAAGACGGAUACCUAGAGCUGACAACAGCGGAAUCUGGUUAG
Messenger RNA from Lachancea lanzarotensis, 2049 nucleotides. RefSeq names its product LALA0S06e03070g1_1 (gene TFG1). The record is from RefSeq and is a predicted model, not a curated record. NCBI's taxonomy places the organism in Eukaryota, Fungi, Ascomycota, Saccharomycetes, Saccharomycetales, Saccharomycetaceae. Gene Ontology annotation, biological process: transcription initiation at RNA polymerase II promoter; positive regulation of transcription elongation by RNA polymerase II. The transcript has a single exon. Gene Ontology annotation, cellular component: transcription factor TFIIF complex; nucleus. Gene Ontology annotation, molecular function: RNA polymerase II general transcription initiation factor activity; DNA binding; TFIIF-class transcription factor complex binding. Bases 1 to 2049 code for a protein of 682 amino acids.